Molecule: messenger RNA, 2810 nt
Organism: Thamnophis elegans (Western terrestrial garter snake)
Lineage: Eukaryota; Metazoa; Chordata; Lepidosauria; Squamata; Natricidae
Gene: PRPF19
Product: pre-mRNA processing factor 19
Exons: 16
Coding region: 235-1749 (504 amino acids)
Biological process (GO): protein ubiquitination; DNA repair; mRNA splicing, via spliceosome
Cellular component (GO): Prp19 complex; cytoplasm; U2-type catalytic step 1 spliceosome
Molecular function (GO): protein binding; ubiquitin protein ligase activity
Source: RefSeq, a predicted model, not a curated record
GGCGUGAGCGAGUGGAGAGGUUCUGCUUCCGGCCUCUUGCUGGAGGUUCGCGCGCGAUUCGUGGCCUGUGGCGUGGUGGCGUGGUGGCGUUUAAAAAAAGCUGAACCGGAUUACCGAAAGCCGAAUCUUCUUCCUCCUCCUCGGCCUUCGUGUCCCCGAAGCCGCCACAAGGAUUAACACCCCGAGGGAUCAUUAGACCAUUACAAUAGCCAUAGGGGGAUUAUCCUGCGCGCCAUGUCCCUCAUAUGCUCCAUUUCUAAUGAGGUACCGGAGCAUCCCUGUCUGUCUCCAGUCUCAAACCAUGUUUAUGAGCGAAGACUGAUUGAAAAGUAUAUUGCAGAGAAUGGGACUGAUCCAGUGAACAACCAGCCACUGUCUGAGGAACAGCUGCUAGAUAUCAAAGUUGCCCAUCCAAUUCGGCCUAAGCCUCCUUCUGCUACCAGUAUUCCAGCUAUCCUGAAGGCACUACAAGAUGAAUGGGAUGCUGUCAUGUUACACAGUUUCACUUUGCGGCAACAACUUCAGACUACACGCCAGGAACUUUCUCAUGCACUCUACCAACAUGAUGCUGCCUGCCGUGUCAUUGCUCGUCUCACCAAAGAGGUGACUGCUGCAAGAGAAGCUUUGGCAACUCUGAAACCCCAGGCUGGCCUUAUUGUUCCCCAAGCUAUACCCUCUUCACAACCAAAUCCUAUGGGUGCUGGUGAACCAAUGGAUCUAGGAGAGUUGGCAGGAAUGACGCCAGAAAUUAUCCAGAAACUUCAAGACAAAGCCACAGUGCUGACCACAGAGCGCAAAAAGAGAGGGAAGACUGUGCCAGAGGAACUGGUGAAACCAGAAGAACUUAAUAGAUACCGGCAGGUGGCUUCACAUGUGGGAUUGCACAGUGCCAGCAUCCCUGGCAUCCUUGCUCUUGACCUGUGUCCUUCUGAUACCAACAAGAUCCUCACAGGUGGGGCUGAUAAAAAUGUUGUUGUCUUUGACAAGAGCUCAGAACAGAUCCUGGCCACCCUGAAAGGUCACACAAAGAAGGUCACCAGCGUAGUCUUCCAUCCAUCCCAGGAACUGGUGUUUUCAGCAUCUCCAGAUGCUACUAUCCGGAUUUGGUCUGUCUCUGGCGCUUCCUGUGUGCAGGUUGUACGAGCCCAUGAAAGUGCUGUCACAGGGCUGAGUCUUCAUGCAACUGGAGAUUAUCUUCUCAGCUCUUCUGAUGAUCAGUAUUGGGCUUUCUCUGACAUCCAGACUGGCCGUGUUCUCACCAAGGUCACAGACGAAACUUCUGGCUGUGCUCUCACCUGUGCUCAGUUCCAUCCUGAUGGGCUUAUUUUUGGGACAGGAACAAUGGACUCCCAGAUUAAAAUCUGGGACUUAAAGGAACGGACUAAUGUCGCUAACUUCCCUGGACACUCUGGUCCCAUUACUAGCAUUGCCUUCUCCGAGAAUGGCUACUACUUGGCCACUGCUGCUGAUGAUUCCUCAGUCAAACUUUGGGAUCUCCGCAAGCUGAAGAAUUUCAAGACGCUGCAGCUGGAUAAUAACUUUGAGGUGAAGUCUCUCAUCUUUGAUCAGAGUGGUACCUAUCUGGCCCUGGGUGGUACUGAUGUCCAGGUGUUCAUCUGUAAACAAUGGACAGAAGUUCUUCAUUUCACAGAGCACAGUGGGCUGACAACAGGAGUAGCCUUUGGGCACCAUGCUAAGUUCCUCGCUUCCACAGGCAUGGACAGAAGCCUGAAAUUCUACAGCCUGUAGCUUCUGUUUCUAGGAUGCAAAGCUGCUGGAUCCUAUUCUCUGCUGUAAUGAAAAACUAUGGGGUAAACAUGGGGUGUUGGACUGAUGGAACAUCGUGAACAUUAUAGCUGUUGAUGUCAAUUUUCUGUAGCAAGGAAAAUUGCCCUCAGUUUUAAAUACAUUUGUUUUCCUCUCUGUUUGUUUUUCAUGUAGAUUUGUAACUGUAAGACUACUUAGUCAAAUCCAUCCACUGCUGACUCUAGUAGGGACAGUCAGAGAUGAAUGUGAAGAAAGGGAGGGUGAGAUGUGCAUAUUUUUGUAUGCUGCUCUCUAGUUUCAUUAAAAAAAAAACCGGUUCAAUUAUAACAAGGUGUUUUGGGUGAUAUCUCACAUUUCAAACAUUUGAAUUUUGAACUACAUUUUGCCAACAUACACAGUUGGCUGUAUCUCUUAUGAAUGCUUAUGCAUCAGAAGGUAUCAGAUUACCACAGUUCAGCAAUUUUAAUGAUGAGUUCCUUAAAGAUAGUAUUCAAUUUGCAAAGAUGCAAAUGCAUGCUACUUGGAGAUGUGAAAUCUGGUAUUUGUUUCAUUAGAAUAGACAAUAGUAUGCUCUGUGGUCCAGGACUCUAGGUGCAUAAAGGCACCUUUCUGUGUCUAGAUAUCUGGGAUUUUGAUCAGUCUUUUUCUCUGGGCUUCUUAUUUCCAAAGACUUUCAUUUUAGUUUCAUUUCAUUUAUGUCGUAAAUAUAUAAACAUGUACAUUUUAUUCUGUAUUGUUUUAAGCAUAGCCUGGCUAUACUGGGAUAAAACAGGCCACAGAAUAGUUACUCUAUCAUUUUAAGUGAAUUUGCUUUGUCUGGUUAAUUUAUGGAUCACUGUUUUAGAAGUUUGAGAUUACUGAGCAAACUGGUUAAAUUAAUCCUGGCAAGUGUGUUAUAUAUAGUAUAUAGCAAGUAAAACAUAUUGUCAGGAUUUUUCUGGGGACUUAAAGGAAUUGUCACAGGACAUUAAAACACCUAGUGCAUUUUAGAUAUCAGUACCAGAGACAGACCAUAUUUGUCUGUAAGCUUAUCAUUACAUUUA